AUGUUUAAUAAAUAUUUUUCAACCAUCAAUUCAACAAUAUCUAAACAUCCGAUUUCAAUUUCAAAAUUUCAAAAAACAAUAACAAUAACUUCAAGAUAUUUAUAUAAUAGUAAUAAAUUACUAGACGACUUUAACAACAAUAAUUCCAAUGAAACAUUACCACCAUCAUCAUCGUCACCAGAUAAUGAAAAAAUUACGAUUUCUACUGAAAGCGAAAAGGACCAACAACAAACAAAAUCAGAACCAGAAGCCUUAGAAUCUUUAUUGUUUCCUUCCGCCUCUUCCCCUUCACCAGCUUCACCCGUCUCAUUUUCAAGUAUACUUAAAGAACGUAGUAAAUUAAGCAAUAAUAUGAUAACAAUAAAAUCAAACCCACCCCCUUCUUCCAUGUUAAGGCAAUGGGAUAAAGUACCAGGAAAUUUGACAAAUUCCAACACCAGAAGAGUUCUUAAUCCAGGCAUGAUGGCAACAAGUCGUUUCAUAAGGAUCGAUGGAUUAGCAAAUACUGUAAUCACUAAUGAUAUUUUGUUUUUGUCAAAAGAAGUAAAUGGUGAUCAAAAAAGUAUUGAUGAUGUUUUAAUGCUUCGUGAUCGUGUUUUCAAUCUCACUGGAUCAGCAAUUGUUCAAUUCAGAAAUACUACAUUUGCAAAAAAUUUUUAUAUGUAUGCACCAACUAAAUUUUUAAGUAGUGGAGCACAAGACUUUGGUUAUGAGGAAAUGCUUAAUGAAUGGAAAACGUAUAAAAAAAGUACUGUUAUGAACUUUGGUCCAAGUCAAGGAAAAAGUGUCAUAAUUACAGGAACUCCAAGGGAUGUUGGUUCGAGAAUUAUAUCAAAAUUUUUAUCUGAUUUUCCUUCACUUAGGAAUCAAGAAUAUAUUUUUCCUUUACCAAAUUCAAAAUACUCAAUUACCUCGAAAUUUCUUGUUAAAUUAAAUGAUACAAAUGAUGCAUAUCGUAUUGCAAGACUGUUUAAUAAUACCUAUUUUUUCCCAGGACAUUAUGGUGAAAAAUAUAAAAUAAAGAUUUCUGUGGCAUAUUAA
Molecule: messenger RNA, 1041 nt
Organism: Entrophospora candida
Lineage: Eukaryota; Fungi; Glomeromycota; Glomeromycetes; Entrophosporales; Entrophosporaceae
Source: the annotation of a GenBank genome assembly